UCGAAACAUGGCUCCCAUUCAAAAUUUCUACCCAGGACAAAAUCAGUUUCCCGGGAAAAAUCUCUACUCCUGGCAAAAUGUGUUCCCCUGGCAGCAAUUUCCACAGGAUCCCAAGCACCCUAGACCGGAUCAGUACCCCAGUCCGGACCAGUACCCCAGACCAGACCAGUACCCCAGACCGGACCAGUACCCCAGACCAGACCAGUACCCCAGACCGGACCAGUACCCUAGACCGGAUCAGUACCCCAGACCGGACCAGUACCCAAGACCGGACCAGUACCCAAGACCAGACCAGUACCCCAGGCCAGACCAGUACCCCAGACCGGAUCAGUACCCCAGACCAGACCAGUACCCCAGACCGGAUCAGUACCCCAGACCAGACCAGUACCCCAGACCAGACCAGUACCCCAGACCAGACCAGUACCCCAGACCAGACCAGUACCCCAGACCAGACCAGUACCCCAGACCGGAUCAGUACCCCAGACCAGACCAGUACCCUAGACCGGACCAGUACCCGCCACCGACCCCCACUACAGCGUCACCUAUUGACAGGCCAUCAACUAUGCCGCCAGCCAUUCUCCUCUGCAUCACCGCAUGUCCAGUAACAUCUGAAUACAACCCAGUGUGUGGAAGUGAUCGCGUGACUUACAGUAAUCCUGGAAGGUUGGCUUGCGCUAAUAUGUGUGGCGCUAAUGUCACUUUGCUCAGACAGGCGCCCUGCCCGACUAUGCAACCGUUUACCGCACAGUAGACCGUUACCUAUUACCUGUAUUCAAAUGAUUUAAUAAAUUAUAAAUUGCAACCUA
Molecule: messenger RNA, 806 nt
Organism: Trichoplusia ni (cabbage looper)
Lineage: Eukaryota; Metazoa; Arthropoda; Insecta; Lepidoptera; Noctuidae
Product: anther-specific proline-rich protein APG-like
Exons: 3
Coding region: 8-751 (247 amino acids)
Molecular function (GO): protein binding; serine-type endopeptidase inhibitor activity
Source: RefSeq, a predicted model, not a curated record